AUGUCUUCAUCGCCGUCGGGACGAGCCUCAAAUUUCGUGGCCGGCAAAACCAUUCUCGUGAGUGGUGGUGGCAUAGCUGGACUAACGUUCGCCAUUGCGAUAGCCCAAUUCUUCCCAGAAGAAUCUUCAGUAUCGACAAAACCCCAGAUCGUCAUAUACGAGCGAGACAGCUAUGAGGUCCGCACCGGACGUGAAGGGUAUACUCUAUCCUUGAGAACAGACAACGACCCUGGUGCCAUUCAGGUCUUGGAUUCUCUUGGGCUGUAUGAGCUUGUCAGGCGUGUGAGUGUCAACGGUGAAGGGCCCCCGGAAGCGAAAGGCUCUUUCAACCUCUGGAACCCUCAGUUUCGCCCCUUCUUGCGCUUUACGGCACAACCAGUCGGACCCAAAAAGCUGCUUGGCAUGAGAAUUCGCCGCAAUGCUCUGCAGAAAGUUCUCGUCGACGCCGCCCUGGAAUCGGGAGCUCAAAUCCACUGGGACACGGCAGUAGUAGGGGCAGAGCUGACGGAUGACGGGCGGAUGAGACUAACCCUCAGCACUGGCUUGACGGUUCUCGGUGACAUUCUACUGGCGGCUGACGGAUCUCGAAGCAAGUUGCGCUCGUUAUUGAGACCAAACGAUGGCCUCAAUUACGCCGGCGUUUUUGUCCGGACAGGUGUCGCCAAGUUUGCCAGUCAGGACGAUGUUCCAAAGCCCCUGGAUCGUGACUGGGGUGGGGUGUUGGGUGCAAAUGGAGUCGGGCUUUUUGUCUCUCCAGUGGACGAGAAAUCCGUGCUCUGGGCCUUCAGUCGUCGCGAUCCCGCGAUGCAGGAGUCACUGCGAUACCCUAUCCCUCAAAAGCGCCUCGACGAAUUGCUGAAAGAAUCAAUGGAUCAGGCGGCACACUUUGCUCCUCUGGUGAAGAAGCUCGUUUCGGCGACGGAUCCAAGCACGAUCAUGCAGUUCAAUGCAAUGGAUCGACCCCCGUUCCCACAUCAGUCCCUGGAGCAUGCGCCCGUGGUAUGGAUCGGAGAUGCAAACCAUGCAGUUAGUCCUUUUGCAGGCAACGGUGCCAAUAUGGCAAUAAUGGAUGCAUGGGACCUUGCUAGGACACUCAAGGAUGCCCCAACCCUUACAGAAGCCAUCCGGGCUUAUGACAAGGUGGCUGUUCCUCGAGCCAACAAGGUUUUGAAGGCCUCACAUUGGGCCAUUGACGCCUUGCAUGCCACAGGAGUCAAGUUGCUCCUUUACAAGAUAGCUCUCCAGGUGGUGGGGUUCUUAACGUGGAUCGCCGGUGGACGUGAUUGA
Fonsecaea erecta is the source of this 1287-nucleotide messenger RNA. RefSeq lists its product as hypothetical. Gene Ontology annotation, molecular function: monooxygenase activity; FAD binding. The record is from RefSeq and is a predicted model, not a curated record. Lineage: Eukaryota; Fungi; Ascomycota; Eurotiomycetes; Chaetothyriales; Herpotrichiellaceae. The transcript has a single exon. The coding region runs from base 1 to 1287 and encodes 428 amino acids.